ACUCUGCCUCAUGAACCCGGUCGCCCUUCAAGGACUUCAGCUAGCAGUGUGGGCUGGGGGCAGGUUCUGGAGAGGUGGGUUCCUGCAGAGGAGGAGGGACUUUCACAGGCUCUCAAGGCUGUUUUAGGCUGCCCUCCUUAUCUAUCUCAGCCGGACCCUAGAAACCUGAGACCACACCAUGAAUCCCAACCCCUGGGUUUGUAAGGCUUUCUGGGGUAACCCCCAUCUCCUCCAGCCCCCUGUUGCCCAACCUGGGGGAAUAGGGACCAGAUGGGGUUCCCAGCCCUCUCAGCAUCCCCUCUUCUGUUUUGUACUCAGCUGCUCUACUCAGAGUUGGCCAGAGGUUUACCAGUUUGCUGGGCUGGAGGUGUGGAUCCAUGGGAUAGCCCCAACUGUGCCCUUCUGCCCCAGCCAGCUCAUGCCUCAGCACCUGGGGGCAGUGAACAGAGCCCUGGCUGGAGCCCAAACAUGUGGGGCCUGAUGAGGCUCCUGCUGGCCUGGCUGGGUGGCUGGGGCUGCAUGGGGCGCCUGGCUGCCCCAGCCCGGGCCUGGGCAGGCCCCCGGGGGGGCUCAGGACCAGCACUGCUGCGGACCCGAAGGAGCUGGGUAUGGAACCAGUUCUUUGUCAUCGAGGAAUAUGCUGGUCCAGAACCUGUCCUCAUUGGCAAGCUGCACUCAGAUGUGGACCGGGGUGAGGGGCGCACCAAGUACCUGCUGACCGGGGAGGGGGCAGGCACCGUAUUUGUGAUUGACGAGGCCACAGGCAAUAUCCAUGUCACCAAGAGCCUGGAUCGGGAGGAGAAGGCACAGUACGUGCUACUAGCGCAAGCUGUGGACCGAGCCUCCAACCGGCCCCUGGAGCCCCCAUCAGAGUUCAUCAUCAAGGUGCAAGACAUCAAUGACAAUCCCCCCAUCUUUCCCCUCGGGCCCUACCAUGCCACUGUGCCCGAGAUGUCCAAUGUCGGAACAUCAGUGAUCCAGGUAACUGCUCAUGAUGCCGAUGACCCCAGCUACGGGAACAGCGCCAAGCUGGUGUACACUGUGCUGGAUGGACUGCCUUUCUUCUCUGUGGACCCCCAGACUGGAGUCGUGCGCACCGCCAUCCCCAACAUGGACCGGGAGACACAGGAAGAGUUCUUGGUGGUGAUUCAGGCCAAGGACAUGGGCGGCCACAUGGGGGGGCUGUCGGGCAGCACUACGGUGACGGUCACCCUCAGCGAUGUCAAUGACAACCCCCCCAAGUUCCCUCAGAGCCUGUACCAGUUCUCUGUGGUGGAGACAGCUGGGCCUGGUACCCUGGUGGGCCGGCUGCGAGCCCAGGACCCAGACCUAGGGGACAACGCCCUCAUGGCGUACAGCAUCCUGGACGGGGAGGGGUCCGAGGCCUUCAGCAUCAGCACAGACACCCAGGGUCGAGAUGGGCUCCUCACUGUCCGAAAGCCCCUAGACUUUGAGACCCGUCGCUCCUAUUCCUUCCGUGUGGAGGCCACCAACACACUCAUCGACCCAGCCUACCUGCGGCGAGGACCUUUCAAGGACGUGGCCUCAGUGCGUGUGGCUGUGCAGGACGCCCCAGAGCCACCCGCCUUCACCCAGGCUGCCUACCACCUGGCAGUGCCUGAGAACAAGGCUCCUGGGACCCUGGUGGGCCAGGUCUCAGCCACUGACUUGGACUCCCCAGCCAGCCCGAUCAGAUACUCCAUCCUCCCCCACUCGGACCUGGAACGCUGCUUCUCUAUCGAGCCUGAGGACGGCACCAUCCGCACGGCAGUGCCCCUGGACCGUGAGGCUCAUGUCUGGCACAACCUCACAGUGCUGGCCACAGAGCUCGACAGCUCCGCACAGGCCUCUCGCGUGCAAGUGGUCAUCCAGACCUUGGAUGAGAAUGACAACGCUCCCCAGCUGGCUGAGCCCUAUGACACCUUUGUGUGUGAUUCUGCAGCCCCUGGCCAGCUGAUUCAGGUCAUCCGGGCCCUGGACAGAGAUGAAGUCGGCAACAGUAGCCGUGUAUCCCUUCAAGGUCCUCUGGGCCCUGAUGCCAACUUCACUGUCCGAGACAACCGAGAUGGCUCUGCCAGCCUGUUGCUGCCCUCUCGCCCUGCUCCGCCACGUCAGGCCCCCUACCUGGUUCCCAUAGAACUGUGGGACUGGGGGCAGCCAGCACUCAGCAGCACUGCCACAGUGACUGUCAGCAUGUGCCGCUGCCGGCCUGAUGGCUCUGUGGCAUCCUGCUGGCCUGAGGCUCAGCUCUCACCCACUGGGCUCAGCACCGGGGCCUUGCUUGCCAUCGUCACCUGUGUGGGCACCCUGCUUGCCCUGGUGGUGCUCUUCGUGGCCCUGCGGCGUCAGAAGCAGGAAGCACUGAUGGUGCUGGAGGAAGAGGACGUCCGCGAGAACAUCAUCACCUACGAUGACGAGGGUGGCGGCGAAGAGGACACGGAGGCCUUCGACAUCAGCGCCCUGCAGAACCCCGACGGGGCGGCCCCGCAGGCCCCUGGCCCACCUGCGCGCCGCGAUGUGCUGCCCAGGGCCCGGGCGCCGCGCCAGCCCCGACCACCCGGCCCCGCUGACGUGGCUCAGCUCCUGGCGCUGCGGCUCCGCGAGGCGGACGACGACCCCAGCGUGCCGCCCUACGACUCGGUGCAGGUGUACGGCUACGAGGGCCGCGGUUCCUCCUGCGGCUCCCUCAGCUCCCUGGGCUCUGAGGCCGGCGGCGCCCCUGGCCCCACGGAGCCGCUGGACGACUGGGGGCCGCUCUUCCGAACCCUGGCCGAGCUGUACGGAGCCAAGGAGCCCCCGACCCCCUGAGAGCCAGCCGCCCUGCCCGCAGAGGUGGGGUAGCCUACACAGGCCCUCUGAGUGAGCCCCUGGGGUCCAGGCAGGCGGCAGCAGCGAGGGGGCCCAGGCUCCUCCCUUCCCUGUGUCCCUCCUCCCAGCCCCUUCAGGGCAACCUCCUUCUUACCUCCCUCCUCCUGAGUUGUCUGACAGUCCAGGGAUCCGUGUCUCUGUCUAUAACACUCUCCCUGUCUGGGUCUGGGUUGUGUGGCUCCGACUCUGAAUCUCUCUGUUCUGUCACUGUGAUUCCGCUUUCUCCGUGGCUCUGUUUUUGUCUCUCGGAUUCUAAAUCUCUCACCCAUGCUCUCUCUGUCUCCGUAGCCCCCGCACACGUGCUCUGUGUCUGUCUGCCCACAUCUGCCCCCAUUCUCUCUGGGUCCCUGUGACUGGCUUUUUGGUUUUUUCUGUUGUCCAUCCCCAAAGCAAGAGAAACUUCCAGCCAUUGCUGCCCACCCUCCUGCAGCAGAUGUUCUGCCCCAGACCUGCCCGCAUGGUUCCAUCCAUCACUCAUGGCCUCAUCCUGGCUCUACUGGCCUCCAGCAGAGAGAGGGAGCCAGCUCUCCCAGGCACGAGCUCCAGCCCCCCCGCGUGGCCGCCUCCCUGGAGCUCUGCCCUACUGGUGGCAUCCCAGCUCUGGGCAUUGUCUUGUGUUCUUCCCAGGCCCAAGGGGGAAGG
Messenger RNA from Hipposideros armiger (great roundleaf bat), 3510 nucleotides. RefSeq names its product cadherin 24 (gene CDH24). Lineage: Eukaryota; Metazoa; Chordata; Mammalia; Chiroptera; Hipposideridae. Gene Ontology annotation, biological process: cell-cell adhesion mediated by cadherin; homophilic cell-cell adhesion; adherens junction organization. The record is from RefSeq and is a predicted model, not a curated record. The transcript has 13 exons. Gene Ontology annotation, molecular function: cadherin binding; beta-catenin binding; calcium ion binding. Bases 271 to 2808 code for a protein of 845 amino acids. Gene Ontology annotation, cellular component: plasma membrane; catenin complex; adherens junction.